Molecule: messenger RNA, 1787 nt
Organism: Cariama cristata (Red-legged seriema)
Lineage: Eukaryota; Metazoa; Chordata; Aves; Cariamiformes; Cariamidae
Product: EGF-containing fibulin-like extracellular matrix protein 1
Exons: 5
Molecular function (GO): calcium ion binding
Source: RefSeq, a predicted model, not a curated record
ACAUAAACGAAUGUGAUGCCAAUAACCCAUGUGCACAACAGUGUUACAAUAUACUGGGUUCUUUCAUCUGUCAGUGUAAUCCAGGAUUUGAGUUAAGCAGUGACAGAAUCAACUGUGAAGACACUGAUGAAUGCAGAACCUCAAGUUAUAUAUGUCAAUACCAGUGUGUCAACGAACCAGGAAAAUUCUCAUGUGUCUGCCCUGAAGGAUACCAGGUAGUAGGAGGCAGAACAUGUCAAGAUAUAAAUGAGUGUGAGACUACUAAUGAAUGCAGAGAGGAUGAAAUUUGCUGGAAUUACCACGGAGGAUUUCGUUGUUACCCAAGAAAUCCUUGUCAAGAGCCCUAUGUCCUUACAUCUGAGAACCGCUGCGUCUGCCCUGUAUCAAAUGCCAUUUGCCGAGAGCUGCCUUACUCUGUUGUGUACAAAUACAUGAGCAUCCGUUCAGACAGAACAGUGCCCUCCGAUAUCUUCCAGAUUCAGGCAACCACUAUUUACCCUAAUACUAUCAAUACAUUUCGGAUCAAGUCUGGAAACGAAAAUGGAGAAUUUUACCUGAGACAAACAAGUGCCGUAAGUGCAAUGCUUGUACUGGUGAAAUCACUAUCGGGACCAAGAGAACACAUUGUGGAUCUGGAGAUGCUAACAGUCAACAGUUUGAAUUAUCGUACAAGCUCGGUGCUAAGAUUAACAAUAAUAGUGGGACCUUACGCAUUUUAGUGGUUUUCAAUAACCUUUCACUGGCACUUAAAGCAGCCAAAGAAUAUUAUCUUAAAGAAAGCACUUACUAUUUUAUUUAUAGAUUUUGCUCUCUUUUUUAAAAAAAUUUGUUUAGUAAAUUGAUAUCUUUAAUCCACACAUUACACCUGUAAUUCCAAAUUAGUAGAUGUGUUCCAUAAUAUAACAUGGGCAUUGUCACUUUCUGUAUAAAGAUUUAAAUCUUUUUUAUUACCUUUCUUGGACUAGAUACAUACUAUGCUUUUGUAUGAGAACUGUAUGUUCAUACUAUCCUGUAAAACUUCACACACCCUUCCUAGCCAAAUAGGUCAUGCAAUUGAAAAGUGAUCUUCUGUGUUGUUUUUAUUUUAAAUUCUAAUGCAGCUACACUGACAAUCUCAAAAAAAAAUUAUAUAGUAUGAAUGAUACACAAAGUAACGGUUAUCUGAUAAGCUAAAAUAUAUUUCUUCUUUUUAACUACUUUGUAACAAAAAGAUAACAGUCAAUAAAAAUCUAUUUCUGUAGACAUUUAUGCGCUAUCACAGUUGGUUUUUCUAAUCUGGGUUGGAGGUAAAGUUACAUUGUGAGAAAUGUUUCGCAUUGGGUUUUUAUAUGCAGAUUGUGUUAACCAUACCAUGGAAUAACAUUCUGCUCUCUCCAAGAAAAACAGACCAUAGGAAGAAAAUUUCUCCGACAAGGAAAGAAACUCUAAAUGGAAAAAUCACCACGCAGGGCACAUGUGUCUGCUUUCUCCCAAGAACACUGUUGGUAGUUACUGGUUAGAGGGAUACAGCAUUUUCAGACAGAAGUUAACACGCUAUUUUUCCAGAAAUACCAUGUUGUAUACUAAGAAUUGAGUGCAUUAGCUUAAGUUAUAUCAUUUUCAGGCACUCAGGCCUAUUCCUGCUCUUACAACUCAGAUGUAUCAUGUACAGUGUUCAUAAAAUUUAUUUCUAAUUCAAGAACUAAUAACACCUUUUGUAAUAUGUAAAAUCUUAUUUCUUGUUUAAAAUGUAGUAGUUAAUCCUUUGAUGUACAAAAUUUUUAAUAAAGAUGUCUUACCAUAUUGUA